Messenger RNA from Notolabrus celidotus (New Zealand spotty), 4724 nucleotides. RefSeq names its product protein kinase, AMP-activated, gamma 3a non-catalytic subunit (gene prkag3a). The transcript has 20 exons. Gene Ontology annotation, cellular component: nucleus; cyclin-dependent protein kinase holoenzyme complex. The coding region runs from base 3522 to 4526 and encodes 334 amino acids. The record is from RefSeq and is a predicted model, not a curated record. Gene Ontology annotation, biological process: regulation of cyclin-dependent protein serine/threonine kinase activity. NCBI's taxonomy places the organism in Eukaryota, Metazoa, Chordata, Actinopteri, Labriformes, Labridae. Gene Ontology annotation, molecular function: cyclin-dependent protein serine/threonine kinase regulator activity; protein kinase binding.
AGCUCCUCCCUCUGUGUGUGUGUGUGUGGGUCUGAAGCUGAACAGCUGGAGGAUCCAGUCCUCUCUGAUCCGGGUCAGGGUGUGUAGCCGAGCCGAGCUAACUGACAGGCGGGCGGGAGCCAGGCCAAACAGUCGUGUUGUCAAACAUUCAGCUGUCUGAUGUUAAAUCUGGACUAAAUAUGGAUUUCGACGCGUUAUUCAACGAAAGGACGUUUGAGUUUUCGGACUUCCAGGAGUUCACGUUUCUACCUGGACACCAGAAGUUGACUGAACGAGUGAGAAAGCGACUGUACUACGGCCUGGAUAAAGAUGUUUCCCUAGACGCCCUCUCUUGCCCUGUUACAGAUAUUGCCGUUGAGAUCUUCCAGAAGUCUGCCCCAAGCCCCAUACGAAAGCUGCAGAAGAAGUAUGCUGCUCACGUCUCCAGAGAGGCUUGCAUCUCGCCGUGUGCCAUGAUGCUCGCCCUAGUUUACAUAGAAAGGCUCCGACACAGAAACCCUGAAUACCUACAAAAGAUCUCAUCCUCCGACCUCUUCCUGAUCUCCAUGAUGGUUGCCAGCAAGUACCUGUACGAUGAAGGCGAGGAGGAGGAGGUGUUCAAUGAUGAGUGGGGAGCAGCCGGAAAGCUGGAUGUCAAAACCAUCAACACCCUGGAGAUGAACUUCUUGAAUGCCAUUGAGUGGAGCCUCUUCACGGAGCCAAGCGACUUCUUUGAUAUCCUCAGUCAGCUGGAAACCAGCAUCGCGGAGCGGCAGGGGAUGAAACGUGGCUGGUUCACCUACACUGACCUCUGUGUGCUUCUGGAGCAAUCAGCAUGGAGCCAAACCCUCGUGGCAAUCUACCAGCACUUUACCAAGGUCUCCUGUAUGCUCGGUCUCGUCUACCUGACCAGUGUAGCCGGUCUCAUCGCCACCAGCGCCGUGCUGCAUCAACUCAGCCUCUCCAGAAGCGACCAAUCUCUGCUUCCACCUCCUCUCGAGAUCAGCACUGUCCACAUCAACACCUCACCCCUGAACUCUGACGCCCCCCCUGCGGCCCCACACACACCCUGCUGCGUCCAGGCCAACAAGAGUCUGAACCGGCAGGCUGGCGUGUUGCGACAGAGCCAGCAUGAGACGGAGAGUCACCAAUCUGUGUCCUCUCAGACGUCGGUGCUCUGUCUCUGGGGGUCUCUCCUUGCCUCAAUGGGUCACACGUAUCCUGAAACAGAUCCUGACGUGGACGUGGCACCAGCCUCAUUCCUCUGCCCCGGCUCUCCUCUUCAGUGCAGAAACGCCUCAACAUUCUUCGCUCGUGGUCCCCUUGAUUCACAGCGUCACGCACCGUGGCUCUCCCCCCACCUCCUCGGAGGGGCAGAGCCAAGUCUGAACUCUCGGCUUGGGGCGUUUCCUCCUGUUCACCUGGGACCCUGCCACCCUCAGUCCAUGUUACCUGUCAACAAAGCCCAGGCUCUGCUCAUGCCCGGGUAGAGACCAGCACACUCUCCCCUCUGUCCGCCUGUAGAAACAGACUCUGGAAGCUUAGACCAGCAUCACUUUAAUGACUCAUUAUCGUCUUUAAGUCGUGCUUGUGUUUACACUUCCAGAUCUGGAGUAUCAGGAGCAGAGGAGGACGGUGGACGGUCACUUUAAGUUCUCUGUUCACACAUACAUUUUGCCACAAGUGAAACGCCACGGUGUCGAGUUCAAGCUGAGCAGCUUCAGAUGAUAAAAGGAAAUUUGAAGAUUGUUUUGAGAUGUUUUUUUGAGGGGGUGUACUAUGAAGCAAGAUGCACAGGUUAACAAGCCUGCAGGUGGAGUGUGUAGCAUCAUAAGGGGGGCUCUCUUUAAACCUGGACUCUGAAUUAUGCUGCAAACACAACCUAAUCAGACCAGGUUUGAAUUUGAAUCACUUUGGAAACUUGAAAUUUGAUGCAUGCUCGAAAUCCUUCAAAACUUACGCCACAGAUCUGGUUUUCUCAUACUUCAGAUUUCAGAUCUGGUUACAGAUUUAGAGCUCUAGGACGUGCUCUCUAAACUUGAAUGUCAAAGUAAAGGGAGGAUCUAAAACUGCAUUAAAUGGCGAGAAAAAGGGGCCAACAACUUUUCUUGUGCUGUUCUUGAAAGCGUCAUUGAAGAGGGCGACUUGUGAUCGCUCCUCAAAUCAGACGACAAAUCUCCCUCUUACAUAAGAGCCAAAAGAGCCUGAAGACAGAAGCUGCGGCUCACAAACCACACUGAUCGAGCUUGUCUUGUUGAUCUUGCUUCCUGGUACGCCUCUCUGUUUUGGUGAUAUGAAAGCUGGGGGUGUCGGGUCCUUUUUUGAAGAGUGUUUCUUUAGUUUAAUCGGCAGAGAUCUAACGAGAGGAUGAAAGUGCGGGCGGCAUAUCUUGAAAGUUUCUCUGUAAGUUGUUAUUUUUGCGAGAAGAAGGGAUAAACCAGUUUACGUUAAAUUCAGGCACAGCACUUCCAUUUGUCUCCGCUCACACACGCACAGAAAGCACUGAAUCAUACCCAACAAUGCAAAUCGCUCCAUACCUCAGAGUGACGUCUCUCCUCUCCUCUUCGACGUCUCACCGUUUCUGUUCAGAGAGAAUAUCUGCCUGAUCAUCGAGGUGUUCCAUCUUGAGCCAAAGUUACGUUCCUGUUCUCACUCUGCGUUCACAAACAAUGGGUUCUACCUGGUUGGGUGUUUUUUGAAGUUUGACUCUACAUGCUAACAGUGUUCCUGUUUUAUUUGCACAUCUGGCUACAGGACAUGUCACUCUGUUACGACUGCACACUUACUCAGUCGUCUACCUUUUUUUAAAACCGCAGACGAAGAAGAUUUUCCUUUUCUAUCCACAGUGACGUUUGGUCCUCAAAGACUUUUACUUUGUAAUGGAACCUUUUGACAAACCGCUUUGAGCAUUUUGAAUUUGAUACAUUUUGAAAGUCCUUUUAAUUUUGUACAUGGUGUAAAAAAGCAGACGUUGUACAAACCUGUAGAGCUAAUAAAGAAUGCAUUCUUUCACAUGUUGAAGCUUUAUUUGUGUGAGCAUCUAAUGAAAGGUAAGAGAACAAUGUGUUUGACCUUUACUGCACACGCUCUGACAUUUAUAGGUUAGAGUUCAUGCUGCUUUAUUUGCUAACAUAGCAGGGGAAACUGAACCUCAGAUAUUUCCUCGUUAAACCCUAGAAAGCAGAUUUUUUCUAAUGCAUAUGGAGGGAUUAAUCCUGCAGCAGAAGGUAGAGAGAUGUAUAACUUAUGUGUUCAUAAUAAUAGGAUUAAGACAGCUGGUGCAUUCCUCUGAACAAAGCACAGAGAUGUGGUGUGUUUUCAGGAGACAUCUGCAGCAGCGUCCCUCCCCCUGAGCCCGAGCCAGCUCCUUCCUCCCCUUCCCUCCCCUCCCCUGCCUUGGCUGACACAUACCACUUGAAGAGUUCCUAAUAUAGCCCCGACUGCUCCUCCGACGGUGAGAGGGGAACACACCGAGCAGCCACCCGCAGUCUGAGUCUGCUGCUGUGUUGAAAUCGGUGUUUUCAUGGACACACGGCAGAAUCAUGGAGCCCCACUCUCAGGUGUCAUUCCCAGGAAGGAAGCAGGACGUUCUGAACAAAGAUGCUGAUGCCACAGUCUACAUGAAUUUCAUGAAAAGCCACUGCUGCUACGACGCCAUUCCAACCAGCUGUAAACUGGUCAUAUUUGAUACCAAACUACAAGUAAAAAAGGCCUUUUUUGCACUGGUGGCAAACGGCUUGAGGGCUGCACCUUUAUGGGACAGCAAGCUGCAGAGGUUUGUGGGUAUGCUGACUAUCACAGAUUUCAUCAACAUCCUCCACUGCUAUUACAGAUCUCCUUUGGUUCAGAUGUACGAGCUGGAGAGCCACAAGAUUGAAACAUGGAGAGACGUCUACUUACAGUCUUCAAAUCACUUCCUUAUUAGUAUCACUCCAUCAGCGAGCCUCUUUGAUGCCAUCUAUUCCUUAUUAAAAUACAAGAUCCACCGGCUGCCAGUCAUCGAUCCAGAGUCUGGGAACGUCCUGCACAUCCUGACCCACAAAAGAAUCCUCAAGUUCCUCCACAUAUUUGGGAAAAAAGUUCCCAAGCCUGCGUUUGUUGGGAAGCAGAUCCAGGAGCUGGGGAUAGGAACGUUCAGGAACAUCGCAACGGUUCAGCAAACGGCAACGCUUUAUGACGCUCUCUCCAUCUUUGUGGAAAGGAGAGUCUCGGCGCUACCUGUGGUGGACGAACAAGGCAAAGUGGUGUCGCUCUACUCCAGAUUUGACGUCAUUAACCUUGCAGCCCAGAAGACUUACAACAACCUAGACAUGACGAUGACAGAGGCCGUGAGCAGGCGUACGUGUUUCACCGAGGGAGUUAUAAAGUGCUACCCUGAUGAAACUUUAGAAACAGUCAUCGAUCGAAUCGUCAAAGCUGAGGUCCAUCGGCUGGUCCUGGUGGACAGGGCCGACGUGGUGAAAGGCAUCAUCUCUCUCUCUGACCUUCUGCAGGCCAUGGUCUUAACCCCCGCAGCUGUUUUCUUUCAGAGAUCAACCUGUGUCUGAAAUGAGAGAAGAGGAGAGGAGGAAGAGUUCCCCAGCUGUGCUGCUGUUCACACUGUCUCCUGUGAUAUAUGUGUUGUGUUCAAGUUACAACAAUGGACAGCGUGCUGUUGUCCAUUCUGUCUGCAUUUGAUCAAAUUGAUCGAUAUUUGUUUACUCAUCACUGUGUUUAUCUGUAUUAAACAUUUAUAUCAAAACUAA